Messenger RNA from Brassica oleracea var. oleracea, 2003 nucleotides. RefSeq names its product BTB/POZ domain-containing protein NPY2. Gene Ontology annotation, molecular function: protein binding. The coding region runs from base 1 to 1890 and encodes 629 amino acids. The record is from RefSeq and is a predicted model, not a curated record. The transcript has 4 exons. Lineage: Eukaryota; Viridiplantae; Streptophyta; Magnoliopsida; Brassicales; Brassicaceae.
AUGAAGUUCAUGAAAAUUGGGUCGAAGCCAGAUUCGAUUAAAACUGAUGGGAAUAAUGUCAGGUACGUAGAAAAUGAACUGGCUAGUGACAUUACUAUCAAUGUUGACGGAUCGAGAUUUUGUUUGCAUAAGUUUCCUCUUCUGUCUAAAUCUGCAUGCUUGCAAAAGUUGCUCUCAAGCACAGACAAAAACAACGCCGAUGAGGUUGAUAUCUCUGGUAUACCCGGCGGACCAACUGCCUUCGAGACGUGCGCUAAGUUCUGUUACGGCAUGACAGUAACCCUAAGUGCCUACAACGUUGUGGCUACAAGAUGUGCAGCUGAGUACUUAGGGAUGCACGAGACGGCCGAGAAAGGAAACUUGAUCUACAAGAUCGAUGUGUUUCUAAACUCGAGCCUCUUCCGUAGCUGGAAAGACUCCAUCAUUGUUCUUCAAACAACUAAAACGUUCUCACCGCUCUCCGAGGACCUCAAACUUGUUAGCCUCUGCAUUGACGCCAUAGCGAGCAAGGCCUGCGUCAAUGUAUCCCACGUCGAAUGGUCUUACACUUACAACAGAAAGAAACUGGCUGAAGAAAACAACGGUGCGGAUCAAGUCAGGGCUCGGGAAGUUCCACAUGAUUGGUGGGUCGAGGAUCUGUGCGAGCUUGAGAUUGAGUUUUACAAGAGGGUUAUAAUGAACAUCAAAUCGAAAGGUGUACUUGGCGGAGAAGUUAUCGGAGAAGCUUUGAAAGCUUAUGGAUAUAGAAGAUUAUCUGGUUUUAACAAAGGCGUGAUGGAACAGGGAGAUUUGGUGAAGCAUAAGACCGUUAUAGAGACGCUUGUUUGGUUGUUACCAUCUGAAAAAGACAGCGUCUCUUGCGGUUUCUUGCUGAAACUGUUGAAAGCAGUCACUAUGUUAAACUCCGGAGAGACGGUGAAGGAACAGCUUGUAAGAAGAAUAGGACAGCAGCUCGAACAAGCUUCUGUCGCGGAACUCUUGAUAAAAUCUCAUCAAGAAAACGAAACAUCAUUGUACGAUGUGGACUUAGUGAAGAAGAUAGUUGUUGAAUUCAUGGCAAGAGAUCAAAACAGUGAGAUAGAGGUUGAAGAUGAUGAAGAAGGAUUCGAAGUCCAAGAGGUAAAGAAAUUUCCUGGGAUUUUAUCCGAAGCUUCAAAGCUGAUGGUGGUGAAACUGAUAGAUGGCUACCUUACUGAGAUUGCUAAAGAUCCAAAUCUUCCUGCAUCUAAAUUCAUCGAUCUUGCUGAAAGUGUUUCUAGCAUCUCCAGGCCUGCACAUGAUGGGCUCUACCGUGCUAUUGACAUGUAUCUUAAGGAACAUGCAGGAAUCACAAAGGGAGAGAAGAAAAGGAUGUGCAAGUUGAUGGAUUGCCGGAAACUGUCGGUGGAAGCGUGUAUGCACGCCGUGCAAAACGACAGGCUUCCUCUACGUGUGGUGGUGCAAGUACUCUUCUUCGAACAAGUGAGAGCGUCUGCUUCGUCGGGAAGCAGCACACCUGAUUUGCCCAAAGGCAUAAGGGAGCUACGCAGCUGCGGGACAUAUGGGAGCUCAAGAUCAGUGCCGACGGUUAUGGAAGACGAAUGGGACGCGGUGGCAACUGAAGAGGAAAUGAGAGCAUUGAAGAGCGAGAUAGCCGCACUGAAGCUGCAGGAAGAGAGUGGACGUAAGAGCACGGAUAGAGCGGCGGUGACGGCGAUAAGCAGAGUGAAAAGUUUGAUAAUGUCAAGGAAGAUGUUCGGGAAGAAGUUGCAGGGAAAAGGAGGAGGAGGAGAGAAGAACAAUGGAGGUGGUGGCUCAGAUUCGUCGGAGAGUCUUGGAUCUGUAACUGAAGAGGCGGCUAAAACGGCAACGCCUUCGAGAAACUUGACUAGGAAGGUUUCUGUUUCUUGAUGAAUAAGGUCUUUACAAACAUGUUUGAAAGGUUUUCCUUUAGAUUUAUAUGAAUCAACUGUAAUUUCUUUGACUGUUUUGUUUGGUCUGUUUGCAAAAGAGAUCCUUUAUUA